Molecule: messenger RNA, 528 nt
Organism: Myxocyprinus asiaticus (Chinese sucker)
Lineage: Eukaryota; Metazoa; Chordata; Actinopteri; Cypriniformes; Catostomidae
Product: trypsin inhibitor ClTI-1-like
Exons: 4
Coding region: 116-358 (80 amino acids)
Molecular function (GO): serine-type endopeptidase inhibitor activity; protein binding
Source: RefSeq, a predicted model, not a curated record
UGACGCACUUUGUAAAUUUGUAAACUUGUUGUGGGUGGGUACAAGAGUGCAAUAAAUAGGCUUCACUCAGACCUGAGGGCGAUUGAUUAGGCAGUCAAGACAUCCCUCGACAAAGAUGUUAACAAUGCUGGCUCGGAUUUGUCUGGUAUUCUGUUUGGCAGCUCUGGCAACAGCAGCUGUCAUUCCUGAUGGCUCAAAAGUGCCUGACUGUUCGAUAUACCACCUGCCCAUCUGCACCCGAGAGUAUAACCCUGUGUGUGGUACUGAUGGGGUUACAUACCCCAACGAAUGCUCACUGUGUCUGGAAAAUAUGGAGUUAAAGGUCAACACGCUGAUCUCCAGACAGGGUGAAUGCUGAGACCCAAAUACGCCUAUUUUUGUUUGGAAUGUGAAAAGGCUGUGGUUGAAUUGCAUCUUUAUUUUUAACCAAAUUAAGUUUUAACCCCAAGAUGAAGUGUUUGGUUCCUUUUAUUGUAUAUCCAUUCAGUUUUAAUAGAACAAAUGCGUAAAUAAAACCUGAUAUAACUA